Molecule: messenger RNA, 1388 nt
Organism: Raphanus sativus (radish)
Lineage: Eukaryota; Viridiplantae; Streptophyta; Magnoliopsida; Brassicales; Brassicaceae
Exons: 1
Coding region: 237-1178 (313 amino acids)
Source: RefSeq, a predicted model, not a curated record
UGUGAAACCAAAUAGGGUAAACAAACAUCUGAUUAAUCCUUCCAUCUCAUAUUGUCUCCUCAUUAUUCUUAAGACAACCUACAAAAAAAAGGUUGAAGCAGCCAUUUUUGACUUUAGAAGCUUCAUUUUUCUUCCUCUAUACUUUGACUUCAAAAUAUUCAUCAUUCUCCAUUCUUUUAACGCUCUUUUCAAAUCAUCAGGGUCUCUUUAUACUUUUCCCGGGCAUUGGCUCUUGAAUGAUACCAGAAGAAGGCAGGUUAAAAGAGAGAGAGAGAGAGAGAGAGAGAGAGAGAGAGAGAGAGAGAGAGAGAGAGAGGAGAGAGAGAGAGAGAGAGAGAGAGAGAGAGAGAGAGAGAGAGAGAGAGAGAGAGAGAACGCGUAGGGAGGUUAUGGCUAUUGAGGUUUCUUGCUCGGAGGCUCCUGGUUCUGGAACCAGCCCAAGAAACUCUUUUUCCUACGAUUUAGACUCGACAGACGGUGAAGUCAGAUUAGACUCAACACUUCUUGAUUCAGGUUCGGAGAUUGAUUUCUGCUUUGGCUCGAGUUGUUCUGUUCAAGAAGUGUCUCCGGCUGAUGAACUCUUCUCCGAUGGCAAGAUCCUUCCCGUCCAGAUCAAGAAAGUAACCUUUCAGGUUCAAAGAUCAGCUUCGCUCUCAUCAUCAUCUUCUACCUCUUCCUCCUCUUCUUCAUCAUCGUUCUACAACGAGAGAUCGGCACCAGAAAAGAAGAUCAUGAGACUCAAAGAGCAUCUGUUGGAUCCUGACUCUGAUUCUGAAGACAAGCCAAAGGGACUGUUCUUGCAGUUCAAGAGAAGCAUCAGUCUCAACUACGACAAGAGCCGAAAUAGCAUCAGAUCGCUUCAUUUCCUGUCACGAAGCAACUCCACAGGCUCUGGUCUAAACCCUAAACAUAACUUGCUCCCCAAGGAAUCUCAUACCCCUCACAAGACCCACAAUCUUCCCAAACAAACUUCUCUUAGAAGAUCAUCUUCGCUCUCAUCUUCACUCCCUUAUAAGAAACCACCCGCCAGAAACAGCUUCGGUAACGGAAACGGUGGCAUUCGAGUUAGUCCGGUCUUAAACUUCCCGCCACCGGCGUUCAUCUCGAAUGUUGCCGACGGAUUUUUCAGCAUUGGAUCACUCUGUAAUGGUAACAUGAACAGAGAGACAACAUUAUGAAAAUAUCUUUUGUCUUUUGUGGCCUGAGAGGAGAGAAAAAUGUAAACAGAAAAUCUCUAUUUUUAUUUUUUUUUUAUUUUUUUUUUAUAUUUACUGUUUAUUGUAUAAUGAUGGAAUAUCGACAGCGCAUGUGAAGAUUAGACAUCAUGUGAGUUUUGUCUAUAUUUCCAAAAAAAAAAAAAAAGAAUAGGAACGCCUCGUUUGAUUGGA